AUGUUGUCCCCAUCGGAUUCCCCAGAGAUGCCUGAAUUCAAGGCUACAUUCAUUAUUCACCUGGAUACAUACACCAAGACUACUACUGAAAGCAAUGGCAAAGCAAAAGCCAAGGAAGUGAAAUCUACCAAAGUCAAGGAGCUUGUCUUUCAAAUCUCCAAGCACAACUACAUCAAAUUUUUGACUACAAUUCUCGCAAAACACGACAAAUCACACCAUAGGGUUACUGAGAGGAAGAAAUAUAGUUUUAAGUACUACCUUGGCAAUUCUCGGGGGCAAGUGAUCUUUGUCCGUGCUGAAGCCAUGGAUGUCGACAACGAAGCAGAUUAUGCGGAAAUGGCAAAGAAGCUCAUCUCCAAGGAACCUCGAAAGGUAAAAGUAUUCAUCGACAUGAAAAAUGUGGAGAAACUUCCAACAACAGGUGAUACUGCAAGCCAAGACAGUGGAGCAUCAGAUGAUGAUGAGAUUGCAGUCACUGACAAUGCUACUGAGCUCGACCAUGAAAUUGCUCGUUUUUGCAGGCUUAUCAUCAAGAAAUGGGGUAACAAGUAUGACAAUUCUGUCACGUAUAUCCACCAAAGUGACAUGGAGAUCCCAUGUACACCAGCAAUGAUCAAGGACUGGGCUCAUGGAAUGUACGACGGAGAGGCUACCACCAUGGUACCACCCAAUAUUCCAUCAUUUGACCCUAUGAAGCGUGAGGCUCCUUUGCACCCUAUGUGUUGUUCCAUGGCUGCUGCUGCGACACCUACAGCUACAUCAGUCAGCACAACUGACAUCAGUUCACUCACAUCUAUGCUCUUGUUGCGAACUGUACAAGAUCUCACACAUGAGGCUACUCCUUUGACACCACUUCUGGUCCGAACUGCAACUUCACUCCCCAUCACAUCACCUGUUGCUCCAACACCCUCAACACUCACUUGUUUUUUGAAGUAUGCUGAGGAUCACCUUGGUGUUGCAUUUGCCUCCACAUAUGAACCCUCCCUGCAUGGUAUUGGUGCAGGUCCAGAUAUACUCACAGACAUGGCUGACCAAGAUCUCGCUUGA
Molecule: messenger RNA, 1047 nt
Organism: Suillus paluster
Lineage: Eukaryota; Fungi; Basidiomycota; Agaricomycetes; Boletales; Suillaceae
Exons: 4
Coding region: 1-1047 (348 amino acids)
Source: RefSeq, a predicted model, not a curated record